UGUAUCAGUCUUAUCUUAUUCAAAAAAACGUGUUAACAUAUUUGCAUGUCCAAGUUUGUAAAGACGAUCUUAUGUUAUUUGAAAACAGGAGUUGUUGGAUAAAAUUUGCGUUCAAAAAAGGCGGGCGCUUACACUUAAACGUAUACGUGGAAGGUGUGUACAGUAAGUUUACAGUACACACGACGUUCCCCACAGUAGUGAGAUGAUAACAGUAGAUACUGAAGAUCCCGGGACCAAAGAGGGCGUCACCAUGAGCGCGCCACGACGGAACACCAAGUUCCUGAUGUUCAUGAUUCACGUCAACUACGCCAUCUAUGGGAUGAGCUCACAUCUACAAGGUGGUGCCUUCCCGUUUGUGUCCAAGAAGCUGGGUGUGGACCCCACCACCUGGGGCUACCUACAGACCACCAUCGCCAUCGCACAGCUCGCAGGAUGUCCCAUCUUCGGACGCUUUGGUGACCUAUAUGGCAGCAGGGCCGCUAUGACCUUGACCUUCGUGGGGAUGAUGGUGGAGAACCUUCUGGUCGUCAUGUCCUUCUCCGGCGGUAUCCCACUGCUGUUCAUCUCCAGGGCUCCCAUGCUGUUUAUUCAUCCUAUGACAGCUUUCCAGAUGGCAGCAUCAGACCUCUCGGAUGAGAAGAGUCGAGCGGACGCGCUGGCUAAACUCAACAUCGUCUCUACAGCAGGACGGAUCCUGGGUCCUACCAUAGCUGGCUGGCUGGUCGAACAAUACGGAGAGUCGUUCACCUGCCUGGUAGCUGCCAGCAUGUCGGGUCUCUGCGUGGCUCUGGUCUGGGGAUUCAUUCCUGCCAGCACCAAACUAGUCGACGAGGAAACAGCAGAAACAUCCAGCCAAAAAAAGACCAGCCUGUUUGACUACAGAGAGAUUCUCCGGCUGUUGAGGAUCCCAGUUGUGGCAGAGAUCCUGGGGAUUAAGAUGUUCUGCAGUGUGGCUUUCUUCCUGCUCAACUCCAUGAUGCCCAUCAUUCAGAUGGAGGUGUUUAAGAUGAGUCCACAGGAGUACGGCUACUUCGGCACCUACCUGGGCAUCGUGUACCUGAUCUGUUUCAGCUGUGUGAGCCCGUUAACAAAGCGGUUCAGUGACAUCAACGUGAUGCGCAUUUCAGAAAUCUUUGUCACCAUCGGUGAUUUUGGGCUGGCCCUGUCGAACAACUACUGGCAGGCGGGGCUGGCGUUUCUCCCACGAUGCUUUGGGGACGGCAUCCUGGCCACGAUGAUCAACUCUGGGCUCAGCAAGGGGGUGUCUGCGCAGGAUACAGGAGGUGUGAUGGGUCUGAGCCUUUCCGCGGGCCACGUCCCCCACAUGAUCACACCCCCCAUCGCUGCAUACCUGUUCGAAACCUUCGGGUACAGGGCUAUAGGGGUCAGCUGCUUCGCGAUAAACAGCGCUAUGACUGUGUACCUGCUUCGACGGAAGGAUGCACCGUCAACUUAGUGUGCUGCAUGGCAGUUGUAGUAUAGCCUGGUUACCAGACCUAUUUUAGCUUCCGAGUCUUUACCCUCUAUGUAAAUAUCUGUAUCGGUAUAGCCGGUAUAACUGCCCUUCAGUGUAACACACCAGCUAAUGGAAAUAGGAGAGGAUAAAGACUUGGGAGCUAAAAUACGGUAGGCGCAUCUUAUUACCUUGAUGUCUAACCUUCACCAAUGUAACUUUGAAUGUACUUUGCUGAAAUUGGGCACACCUUUUCCCCACAUGAUCACACCCCCCAUCGCAGCAUACCUGUUUGAAACCUUCGGCUACAGGGCUAUAGGGGUCAGCUGCUUCGCGAUAAACAGCGCUAUGACUGUGUACCUGUUUCGGCGUAAAGAUGCGCCGUCAACUUAGUGUGCUGCCU
Molecule: messenger RNA, 1856 nt
Organism: Branchiostoma belcheri (Belcher's lancelet)
Lineage: Eukaryota; Metazoa; Chordata; Leptocardii; Amphioxiformes; Branchiostomatidae
Product: solute carrier family 22 member 18-like
Exons: 9
Coding region: 203-1456 (417 amino acids)
Biological process (GO): transmembrane transport
Molecular function (GO): transmembrane transporter activity
Source: RefSeq, a predicted model, not a curated record